Molecule: messenger RNA, 2111 nt
Organism: Zingiber officinale
Lineage: Eukaryota; Viridiplantae; Streptophyta; Magnoliopsida; Zingiberales; Zingiberaceae
Product: protein IQ-DOMAIN 17-like
Exons: 6
Coding region: 172-1689 (505 amino acids)
Molecular function (GO): protein binding
Source: RefSeq, a predicted model, not a curated record
AGACACUGCACCCUCACUCUGACUCACUUCGUGAACCGAGUCUUAUGUCGCUGUCUCCAUUGCCAAAAAGGACUUUCACUCGCUCUUCCCUUCCUCCGUCGAUAAAGAUUCCUGCAAAAGUAUGCUCGCGUGAAACUGGCUGAGCUGCAGGUGGCGGAGCUCAUCCUCUUCAUGGGCAAGAAGAACAGCGGUGGCGGCGGCAGCUCUUGGCUCACGGCCGUCAAACGCGCAUUCCGAUCUCCAACCAAGGAUCCCGACGGGAAAACCUCCAGGCAACGCGAAUCGCCCGACCAAGAAGAACAGGAAGACAAGCAAAAACGGGAGAAGCGGAGAUGGAUCUUUCGCAAGCUGUACUCUCCGCAAGACCAGCAGCAACUCAGGACCACUGUCGCCGUGCCGGCGGUCACGGCAGAGCAGAGGCACGCCAUUGCGCUGGCAGUCGCCUCCGCGGCGACGGCGGAGGCGGCGGUGGCGACGGCGAAGGCAGCAGCAGAGGUUGUGCGGCUCACCAGACCUUCCUCUAGCUUCGUGAAAGAGCAUUACGCGGCCGUCGUCAUCCAAACUGCCUUUCGUGGAUACUUGGCGAGGAGGGCGCUGCGGGCGUUGAAGGGGUUGGUGAAGCUUCAAGCGCUAGUGAGGGGCCACAACGUGCGCAAGCAAGCGAACAUUACACUUCGGUGCAUGCAAGCGCUGGUGAGAGUCCAGGCAAGGGUGCGUAAUCAACGUAUGCGGUUGGCUCAGGAGUCAUCCUCCUCCUUCAGCUAUGACACGUCUCUUUGUGAUACCCAGUAUCUGCACGCCACAGAUAGGACGUCCAUGCACUCGAGAGAGGGGAGUAGCUUUGCUGAAGAUUGGAACGACCACCCAAGAACAAUGGAAGAAAUCCAAUCAAUGCUUCGGCUCCAACGGGAUGCGGCUCUCAAGCGAGAAAGGGCGCUCUCAUACGCCUUCUCCCAUCAACUUCGGAGAUCGGACCGACACCUAUCGCCGUCGCUGGAGGAUGAUUUCGACGGCGAGGUGGUUUCGGCGGGAGAGUCUGAGCCGGUCCGGUGGAUGGACCGUUGGAUGGCGUCAAGGUCUUCUUUUGACAACAGAGUAAGUAGCAGGUCGCGCGUCUCCACAGAAUACCGUGAUCCCAUCAAGACAUUGGAGGUCGACACGGCUCGCCCUUUUUCCUACGCCGUCUCCGCCAAUCCUCGCCGUCAAUCGCCCCCCGCCCGGCACCCAUCUUCCCCCCUCCAACGAUCUCUUGCCACGCCGUCUCCCUCCAAGGCGCGCCCUUUACAGGUUCGCUCUGACAGCCCCCGCGCCGGGCGCGACGAGCGGAGCUUCUUAUCCGCCCAUUCCCCCCGGCAACUACAGCAGCAGCAGCAGCACCCUUCAGUGGCGGCGCCGAACUACAUGGCUGCGACGGAGUCCGCCAAGGCGCGAGUGCGAUCGCUAAGCGCCCCGAGGCAGCGGCCAGGGACGCCGGAGAGGGGCGUCGGCGUCUCGGCCAAGAAGCGGCUGUCUUUUCCGGCGCCUGAUCCAUACGGGUGCUCUCAAAGCCUGCGUAGCCCGAGCUUCAAGAGCGCUGCGGGUUGGUUCUCCGGGGAGCAGCGUUCCAACGCGUCGCCAUCCUGCAAUGACAGCGUCGGGGGCGAAGCGUCACCAUCGUCGACAACGGACCUCCGGCGGUGGCUCCGGUGAGCGGGGCACCGUGCUUCAUCUGUGCUGUGCCCGUACCUUACUUAGCUGUAACUUUUUCUUGCUUUUUGCGUCGGUGGGCUAGUCGUCUCGUGCAGUGGGGUGGGAUUGGGGAGCGCGAAAACUUUUAAUCGAUAAGGUGGUGGUGUUGGCAGGCAGGGCCAUGUGUUGGAGUCUGCCCUAUUACAGAGCUCUAAAAGAAGUGCAAGUGAUUGGUUCUCAUACCGUCGUUGGCCAGCCUUCUCCCUUGACGGGAAAUCAUGGGACGUGGCGUCACAUCCUGCGUUGAGUUGGAGCACAGUGACAGAGCAAGAGAGAGAGAGCGCUUCUAAUUAAUCUUGUUUAAAGUUGGUAUUAGCGGUAAUAAUUAUGUCACUAUGUUGCAUGAUCCUUUCAGAAAAAGAAACUGCGGUUGUUUGGUGUUU